GAGAAUAUCAACACAGUAGCUGCAAAAUGUCUGCAAAUUUCACUUUAUUCCUGACCGCCUUGGGGCUGUUUUCGGUCUCCCUAACUGGUGCAUAUAAUAUAGCGUCACAUGUCGCUGAUGGAGUGCCUGCACACCUCAACAUAACUAUUGCCCCAUUCGUGCAGAUCGGCGAUGGAUACUACCUUAUUGAGCAGAAGGUGUUGAAGAAUUGGUAUCAGGCGCAUUUGGAAUGUCGAAAACUGGGUGCCGAUCUAGUCAGUUUCGAGACGCGUAAAGAAAUGGAAGCAGUUCAUGCCCAUCCAUCUAUUACCGGAGAGAGACUUCAAUUCUGGACUUCAGGCACAGACUUGGCAGAGCAGGGCGAGCAUGUCUGGUUCGCAAAUUCCAAGCCCCUGUCUAAAGAUUUUUGGUUUCCCGGAGAGCCAAACAAUAGCGGCGGCAACGAGAGAUGCGUUACAUUAUGGUAUAAAUUUUCAGAUAGCCCUGGCCUAAACGAUUUGCCCUGCGAAAGGCUUCACCGUUAUAUUUGUGAAGCUCCUACUCCGAAGACAGCCUCUUUCGUUAUUUGGUAAAAUGUCAUAUGAUGCCAUUUAAUAAAAGCAUUUCAAUUUCCCAGAGAGAAAAA
This is a messenger RNA of Drosophila subobscura, 625 nucleotides long. Its product is annotated as C-type lectin 37Da-like. The transcript has 2 exons. The coding region runs from base 27 to 572 and encodes 181 amino acids. The record is from RefSeq and is a predicted model, not a curated record. Gene Ontology annotation, molecular function: carbohydrate binding. Gene Ontology annotation, cellular component: external side of plasma membrane. Gene Ontology annotation, biological process: biological process involved in interspecies interaction between organisms. Lineage: Eukaryota; Metazoa; Arthropoda; Insecta; Diptera; Drosophilidae.